AUGGACGUGACCAGGCCGGAUAUUGAAUGCGCGGGUGAGGUCUGUCGCGCCUCGCCCGAGGAGCAUCGUGCUCAUGAAGAGAUGUCGGAUCACAGCCAUAUAAGUGAUGAAUCCCCUCAAACAGCACCGGAUAUUUUGUCCGAGAAACCGGCUGAAAAUGAUCGCGAGGCCGAAGAAGAAGAGGAGGCUGAUGGAGCAGCCGAAGCUCCGUACAGUGUCCUUCCAUCCGGGGAGAAAGCCUUUGUGAUCAUCAUGGGGUCUUUUGCAGCUCUGAUUUCCCCACUCUCGAGCAGCGCGUAUCUGCCAGCGCUGAAUACUCUUGCUCGGGAUAUGCAUGUCUCGGUGUCGCUCAUCAAUCUCACCAUCACAACGUACCUGAUCUUCCAAGGAUUGUCCCCAUCAUUUGUCGGAAGCUUCUCCGAUGGACAUGGCCGACGUCCUGCAUACAUUGUCUCCUUCAUUAUCUACCUCGGGGCCAACAUCGGUCUUGCACUUCAGAACAGCUAUUCGGCACUGAUGGUCUUGCGUUGCCUUCAAUCGGCUGGAAGUAGUGGCACCAUCGCUUUGGGCAGUGCUGUGGUUGCUGACUUGACGACACGAGCGGAGCGUGGGAAGUACAUUGGAUAUGCCAGCAUGGGCAUUUCCCUGGGUCCUGCUCUCGGACCUAUUGUCGGUGGACUCUUGGAUCAUUUUCUCGGAUGGAGGUCCAUUUUCUGGUUUCUUGUCAUUCUUUCGGGCGUCUUAUUCAUCGUCAUUCUCAUGGUUCUCCCCGAGACCUGUCGGGCUGUGGUAGGGAAUGGGUCUAUUGUUCCACCCUCAUGGAAUCGCCCUCUUUGGACUCUUUGCACACCCAAAUCGCGAUUUCGGCGAGACGAGAAGUCCCCGGACUUGACAACAAUCCAAAAGCCCAAACGACGACCGAAUCCAAUCUCUUCACUACUGAUUCUCGCUCAAAAGGAAGCCGGAAUGAUCUUGCUGUACGGCGGCCUGCUCUUCUCUGGUUAUCAGGCUGUCCUCAGUACGCUCUCAACCCAGCUGAGUAGUCGUUUUGGAUUCAACUCGAUUCAAAUCGGGUUGUGCUAUCUUCCAAUAGGGCUUGGAAGUAUCAGCUCCCGCUGGACCGUUGGAACCUUGCUUGAUUGGAACUUUCGACGAGAAGCACGUCUUCAGGGUAUGGUGAUCCACAAGAAUCGACAGCAGGACAUUGCGAAUUUCAAUAUCGAACGAGCUCGGCUGGCAGUUGCUUUGCCCAUGAUCUAUUUGGGGGCGCUCUCCAUCCUCGCUUAUGGCUGGGUAAUGCAAUAUCGCACGUCUCUCGCCGGCCCCAUUAUCAUGCUGUACUUCAUGGGUCUCACCACCAGUGGCUCCUUCAAUACGCUGAACACGCUGGUGGUGGACGUGAACCAUCAGAGCGCCGCCACAGCCGUGGCUGCUAGUAACCUUUGUCGGUGCUUGAUGGGCGCCGGUACGACGGCGUUUGUGGGCCCACUGAUUGAGGCGAUUGGUAUCGGAUGGACUGGUACCAUUGUGGCCGUUCUUUGGGCCCUAUUCAGUCCCCUGCUGUGGCUUGUGUUUCUGCGCGGUCAUUCAUGGAGGCAAAUGAAGGCCCGCCGAGAGCAGCAGAAACUGGAAAGCUCGGUCCAGGACCCGCAAGGCAAACCUGAUGUUGAACGGGGCAGUGGGGGAGGGCAGUCAUAG
Messenger RNA from Penicillium cataractarum, 1698 nucleotides. RefSeq names its product MFS transporter. The transcript has 2 exons. Lineage: Eukaryota; Fungi; Ascomycota; Eurotiomycetes; Eurotiales; Aspergillaceae. The coding region runs from base 1 to 1698 and encodes 565 amino acids. Gene Ontology annotation, molecular function: transmembrane transporter activity. Gene Ontology annotation, biological process: transmembrane transport. The record is from RefSeq and is a predicted model, not a curated record.